Molecule: messenger RNA, 3437 nt
Organism: Salmo salar (Atlantic salmon)
Lineage: Eukaryota; Metazoa; Chordata; Actinopteri; Salmoniformes; Salmonidae
Product: rho GDP-dissociation inhibitor 1
Biological process (GO): Rho protein signal transduction
Cellular component (GO): cytosol; cytoplasm; membrane
Molecular function (GO): Rho GDP-dissociation inhibitor activity; protein binding
Source: RefSeq, a predicted model, not a curated record
CUGCAUAGAGCGUGAGCGCCGCGGCAUAGUUCCCGGAAACGAGUUGUAUGGGGCGGCGCCGUUCCUUGUUCGCCAUACUUGCACAGGGAAGAGCAACAGAAGCACUUAUUCUACAAGCGCCUGGGAGAAAACAGCAGGAAAACGACAUGGCUGAGGACGAUUUGACUCCGGAGCAGCUAGCAGCCAUCGCUGCGGAGAACGACGUAGGCGAGACAGUCAACUACAAGCCCCCAGCCCAGAAGACCCUGCAGGAGAUCCAGGAGCUGGACCAGGACGACGAGAGCCUCCGGAAGUAUAAGGAGGUUCUGCUAGGAGCUGGCGCUGCAGCUGUCGCUGAUCCCAGUGUUCCCAACGUCCAGGUGACACGGUUGACACUGAUGUGUGAGACUGCCCCGAACCCACUGACCCUUGACCUGCAAGGAGAUCUGGAGGCCUUUAAGAAGCAGUCCUUUAUCCUGAAGGAGGGAGUGGAGUACAGAAUAAAGAUCAGCUUCAAAGUGAACAAGGAGAUUGUCUCGGGACUCAAGUAUGUCCAGCAGACCCACAGGAAAGGAGUGAGAAUUGACAAGUCGGACUACAUGGUGGGGAGCUAUGGGCCAAGGCCGAACGAGUACGACUUCCUGACCCCGCUGGAGGAGGCUCCUAAAGGCAUGCUGGCCCGCGGCACCUACAACAUCAAGUCCAAGUUCACCGACGACGAUAAGCACGACCACCUUUCCUGGGAGUGGAACCUCAACAUCAAGAAAGACUGGAAAGACUAAGAAAGAGGCCUUCAAAACCAAACCCCACAACCAUGUCCCCAUUUCUCCAUGAGUUUAUUUUCUUCUACUUCAUUCCAUCCUCAUGUCUUCAACUUCAUUCCGACCCUUCCCAUCCCUCUCUCGUUUCUCGCCAUUUAUCCGUCUGCAUUAGUAGCAGCAGCAGAAGCAACGCCCCCCUCUGUCCGUCCAUCCCCCCUCUGCUUUCAUUGGUUGCAUAAAAUCCACCAUCAUUGAUUCAUUGCCCUCAACCUACCAUCCAUGCAACCUUAAAGGCCCAGUGCAGUCAAAAAUGUGAUUUACCUGUGUUUUAUAUAUAUCCACACUGAGGUUGGAAUAAUAUUGUGAAAAUUAUGAUAAUGCUCUUUCAGUGUUGGAGCUGUUUGAAAAGACUGCCUUGGUGGGAUGGAGUUUUGGCCCCCCUGGUGACAUCACCAGUCGGUAAAUUAGUUAAUAGACCAAUAAAGAAUAGUUCCAAACCUCUCUGCCAAUAACAGCUAGUUUUCCCUUCCCCACUGAGGCCACUCCCAGACAGUCCUAACCAAAUUCUUGCUUGAGAAGAUGCUCUUUUCUAAGAAGCUAUUUUUUUUAUUUUUUUGAACCAUUGUUUUCAAUUAAAAUCACAGUAAGGUACUCAAUUGUUACCCAGAAAUGAUUUGAUAUAUAAAAAACAGCUGCAUUGGACCUUUAAGUCUCCCAUAGCUGUACUGUGCAGGAUCUAUCCUCCAACCCCUCCUGGUUUGUCCUGCUUGAAGUGAUUAAACCCCCUUUUGCUCCCUAAAUGGUCUUCCUGUCAGUAAGAAGUACAUGUGGAAAAGCAAGUGUACAAUCAACUUUUCAUUUAGCCUUUUUUUAUAUAUAAUUGUAUGAAUAAUAGUAUACUGUGGCUUUGUUCAUGUCACUGUUGAUAUUAAUCAGCUUUUAUGGUCAUUCCUUCCCCGACAUCUUUUUCUGCCCCUUUUUAGCAUUCCUUUGCUUGCCUCCUUGCUAGUUUUUUUUUUUAGGGUUUUUUAAUAUUUUACCAAGACCUGCCUUGUUAAAGAUAUUCUCCUGAACUUUUGUAUUCUUUUUUGCCAGUAGUUCUGAAAGUAGCAUCCACGACCCAAAAGUGGUCUCUGAAAAUUGCAUGUGUCACAAAUGUGCAGAUAUGUGCACCACGACAUUGCUCUCGCUCUACUGUGUGUGUGUCUUGCUAGCUGUCACUCAAAUGGUGAGGGGCUGAAACUCAAAUUACUAAGGGGCUUGCCCAAGUGGGGCUUAAUGUAGGGAAAAAAGUUCUGGAGCAUGUCUUUUAAACGUACAGUGAAUUAAUGAGCUGCUUUACUUCUGCUUCUCCUACCCCCCUUAAAUGUUUAAACCUUUCCUCUUACAUGGGGAUUGGGGCCAAGGUAACCUAAUGUAGCAGGUGUAUAAAAAAUAAUUACGCCUGAAACUAGAUCCCCUACAUAAGGGGUAUUCAACUCUUACCCUACGAGGUCCGCAUCCUGCUGGUUUUCUGUUGUAUGUGGAGGAGGAGUUAAAGUGGCGUGUCGCCUUGUUAACGUCCAAAAGCAGAAGUCCAUUUCCCCUGAAAACAGGAACAUCCAGUUCUUGGGGACUUGGCAGAGGCUAGGGCGAAGGAAGUGAAAGAUGUGACAUUUGGGGGGGGGGGCUGCCUUAUACAGAAAGAUCAAAAGAAUCAGUUUCUCUCACCAAUAAUCAGUUUACUACUCUUCCGCAGAUAUCAUGGUAGAUGAUGAGAUGGUGCAUGCCUUGGGCUGUAUAUUGUGUAUUUCAUGUGGUGCUUGCCAUCAGGUAGACUCACUCAAGGGCAUAUUGUACUAUCAACUGUUCACCAUCUUUAUCUCUAUGCUUGUUGAGAUUCUCACUGUCGUGUUUACACACAUGCUGCUCCCGGCCUGUUUUGUCUAAACUCAACCUCCACUAGUAAACAUGGUAGUUAGAAUGAGAAUAGAAUACACCACCUAGAAUUUACCCAUGUGUUUUUUUUUCUUGCCCACCCCAGCAAGCCACUUCAUCAUUAUUGUUAACACUCUUGUGUUCCUUAGCCAUGAGGCCUUAUUGUCGACUUUGGUCGCGUGAAAAAGAAAGACACAAUUAUUUUCUUUGUUUGCCUUAAUGUACAUCAAUCCCCAGUCAAAUUUCCCUCCUCCCCACCUCUCACAUUUUGUUACGACCCUUAGAGCCUGCUGUCGGAGGUCAAAGGUGAUGACAAGUACCAGAGAAGGCACAGGAGUGGAGAAUGACUCACCGUCUGCUGCUGGAGACAUUGACGGUGUUUCAGUUCUCAUUAGGAACAGGAGCUGGUAGGGUUAAGAUGUACACCUCCACAGUCAGGCCACAGCCUUUGCCCAAUGACAUAUUGACGAAGAGAGGCGUUGAUGGAAGAACGGUCAAGUUUGAACAGAGUAGGAUGUGCUAGCAGAAAAUGCGUGAUACUGUUUGAGUAUGUUAAGAGGGAGGGAUUUUGGAUCAGAAAGUGGAAUUGACAUGUACUGUACCCUAAGCAUAUGGAUGUAAAAGUGUUUCAGAUAUUGUGAAUGAUCUUAUGCUUUUCCAUACAUUCCUUCACACAUUGUACAGUUUCAAUGAUGAUGCUGGCAUGCUGGUGGGGGUUGUAUAAAUAUUUGAUCAUUUGUGAUUGCUCUUCUUGGACAAUAAAGAUCUUGCUCAACUUGG